Molecule: messenger RNA, 1239 nt
Organism: Monosiga brevicollis MX1
Lineage: Eukaryota; Choanoflagellata; Craspedida; Salpingoecidae
Exons: 5
Coding region: 1-1239 (412 amino acids)
Molecular function (GO): sulfotransferase activity
Source: RefSeq, a predicted model, not a curated record
AUGCGCGAGCUUGCGAUUCUCAUUGUGCUGAGCACCUCACUCGUGGGCUGCCAACAUUUGCCUGGUGCCUCCGUUCCGGGCUCGUGGGCAUCGAGCUACAUGGAGAUGGACAAGCCCUCGACGCUGCGCACGUUGAUGCCCGCCUUGACCAACAGCUCGAGUAUUCGUUUGGAGCUGCGACCCUUGGUCGAGUACUCCCCCAACCUCUCGCCCUUUCUCCUUGAUGCCGGCUCGUGUGUGCACAUUGGCACUCAAGUCGCCUGUCUCCCCUCGACCAUCAUUAUUGGAGCCAUGAAAGCCGGCACCGCUGAGCUGCAAGGCUGGCUCUCUCGGCACCCGGCCAUGAGCCGCUACGGCGGCCCGUCCAGCUCUGGCACGGGCGAGGCCCAUUAUUUCGAUUCACUGGGCAAGCCUUUGCGUGCUCUCGCUGCCUUCGCCCAUGGCGGAUCCAAUGCUGUCGGCUUUCGGAUGCGAGGGGCCGAACCUGCCUACAAGUAUACCUUUGAAAAAACACCCCGCUACCUGUUCAUGAAAGAUGAGCAGAUUGAUCGCAUGCAUCGCUUUUUGCCUUCGGCGCGGCUCAUUGCUAUCCUUCGCAACCCCGUCUCUCGCUCGUACUCGCAUUUUCAGCACCGCUGCCGACAGGGCAAUUUCUUGGUGGGGUUGCAUCCCAAGAUCAAGGGGCGUGUGUUUGCGUCCAAGAGUGGGCCCGCCGCCGUGGCCAGCAGCCUCGAGGCCGUUGGAGUUACCGGCAUCAAGGCAAAGGACCUCGCCGUUCUCAAUGGGCCGUGUACCAACGAGCAGUUUGCCUCCCUGGUGCUGCAUACCCUCAAUGGCACUCGCCUCGACCACCUCAACAUGGAGCAGGCGCGCACCGGAGGUCUCUUGGCUCGUGGAUAUUAUGCCCGCCAGCUGCAAGCUUUUCGCCGCCACUACCCACAUGAGCAGAUCUAUGUCAUGCUGACGGAGGACCUUUUCCAUGAUUUUCCGGGCGAGAUGGACCGACUCCAGACAUGGCUGGGCCUUCCAUACUUUGAUUACCGACCGCACAUCCGCGUCAACGAGCGCGGCUUUACCGUGCUGCAGGGUCUCAAGAGUAAAACUGACAACUCGGCGUACGAACCGCUCAAUGAUGAGCUCAAGGCCAUUCUCGGCAAAUUUUACGCCCGCGGCUUGCAUGCCCUAACCGAUUUUAUUGAUGCGGAUCGCUUACGCACCACCUGGGGCAUUGACUUUUGA